Messenger RNA from Cryptomeria japonica (Japanese cedar), 1020 nucleotides. RefSeq lists its product as uncharacterized. The transcript has 3 exons. Bases 1 to 1020 code for a protein of 339 amino acids. NCBI's taxonomy places the organism in Eukaryota, Viridiplantae, Streptophyta, Pinopsida, Cupressales, Cupressaceae. The record is from RefSeq and is a predicted model, not a curated record.
AUGGUGGAUAACUAUGUAGUUAGAAAUCCAAUCUUUGACGGGACAAACUAUGCAUUUUGGAGUAUUAAAGUGAAAGCCUAUCUAAACGCACUUGGCUAUGAUGUUUGGCAGUCCAUGGUGGAUGGGUACACACCUCCAUCAACUCCUCCGACUGAUACGGUUAUGCAUUGCAAAUUAGCCAAAGAGAUAUGGAACAAAUUAAAAGGUAUCUAUGAAGGGGAUGAAAAAGUAAGAGAAGCCAAGCUUCAAUCACUUAGAAUGAAAUAUGAAAGUCUUAAAAUGAAGGAAGAUGAAGACAUCGCUGCCUACUUCUUGCGUGUGGAUGAAAUUGUGAAUGCAAUCACAUCAUUGGGAGAAGAAGUUGAAGACACACUCCUUGUUCAAAAAUUGCUAAGAACUUUGACAAUGAAAUUUGAUCCUAAGGUAUCAGCCAUAGAAGAAAUGAAGGAUUUGAAAACAUUGACAAAAGAUGAAUUGUUUGGAAUUCUCACAGCCUAUGAAAUGAGAAGAGAAGACAAACCUUCUCAAAAGGAAGUAGGGCACUAUGCUUCAAAGUGUCCUCAAAAUGAAAGCGAUAGUAGUGAAGAGGAAAAGAAGAACUAUCCAAAGGAAAAAGGAAAGAAAUACUUCAAGCAGAAUUACUCAAAGCAUAAGAAAAGCUUCUACUCUAAACAAAGCUCUAGUUCAUCAGAAGAAAGCUCUGAAGAUAUGUCCAGUAGUGAUGGAGAAGAAAUUCUUUUCAUGGUAGUGAAAGUUGAGGACGAUGAAGAUGAAAAAGAAGAAGAUCAAGAGGCUAUGAGUGAUGAAGAAGAUGUAGAUCUAGAAGAAGAGUUACAUUAUGCUUAUGAACAAAAUGAAAAGCUAAAAGGAAGGGUUUCAAAAUAUAAGACAAAAUUACAAGAGUCAAGAAAGCUCAUUAAAGACCUAAAAAUACAAUUAGAGGAAGCAAAGAAGACUGAGAAAGAGAUAAAAGAUCAGCUUAAAAGUAAAGAGGAAGGAUGCAGUAAAUUAGAAUCAUAA